Messenger RNA from Scatophagus argus, 3451 nucleotides. RefSeq lists its product as uncharacterized. The transcript has 9 exons. Bases 108 to 2561 code for a protein of 817 amino acids. The record is from RefSeq and is a predicted model, not a curated record. Gene Ontology annotation, molecular function: zinc ion binding. NCBI's taxonomy places the organism in Eukaryota, Metazoa, Chordata, Actinopteri, Scatophagidae.
GCUCCAAGAAGAAGAAGAAGAAGAAGAAGAAGAAGAAGCAGCAGCAGUCGUCAAGACGAAGCACUUAUUUAUGUAUUAAGUAUUUAAAUAAAGUGUUAAUUAUUAUUAUGCGCAACGCGUGGUGCAAGACCUGCAGUAAAGCGACAGACCAGGACCAGUCGUUGAUGAUUUUGGAGAAACUAUUGCCGCAACAAUACAGCCACACUGUCUGCAGCUAUGAGACGAUAGGAGAGAACAAUUUCAAGGCAGCCUUAAAACUGAAGCUGUCCAGUGUGAAAGAGGCAAAGAAAUGGCUUGAAGACUUCCAGAGUUCCUCAGGCUUCACAUGGCGAACGUCUAAAACGUACCCCAAUGUUGGACGCUACAACAAGUAUCGAGUGGACUACAGGUGCAGGACGAUAAAAAAGAACAAUUCUUGCCCUGCUACUCUGUUCCUGAUCCUGAAAAGGCACCCAGAAUGUGGAGAACGGAAGUCGAGAUCCGGAGAUCCUCACAUGAAGGAGGGACUCUUCUUUCAUAUCAACUUACGCAAUGAGCACAACCAUCUGGUUUCAUCUGCUGAAGUCAUGACAAGGAGAGAAGUUUCAGGAGAAACCAUUGAAAAGCUGAAAAAGCUAUUUGAAAGUGGUCACUCGCCUUCAUCUGCGCUAAAAGUACUUAAGUAUGAUUUACAAAAGGAGGAACAGGACAACUAUGUGUAUGCUGCUGCAGAUCGUUCUGUCUGUCCAGAUUUGCAGUUUUGUUACAGACUAUACUACAAACUGUUCAAAAAAGCGUACAAUGCAGCAGCAGGGGAAGAAAUAUUCAAAGAUCUAGAACAAACUCUUGAAGAUUACAACAAGGAGCAAGGGGAUGUCUGUGCCAGGAUGUACAAAACCACUGACAAUCAGUUGGUGAUUGCCAUAUGCACCCCAAUGAUGAGGAGGGUCCAUGCCAGGAUAAGAGAGAGCAGUGAGAUGGUGUUUGUGGACUCCUCAGGGAAUUGUGGACGCCUUAAUCACCACCUUUUCCUACUCCUUACCCAUUCCCCAGCUGGUGGUUUGCCUUUGGGUGUGUUCAUCACCACGUCUGAAACCCAGGCAACCAUUUCAACUGCCAUGGAGCUGCUACAGACUGUCUUUCCCCCUGACAGGUUCUUUGGCCACCCGGAGGGGCCUCUUGUUGUCAUGACUGAUGACUGCCCCGCACUCAGACAGGCACUGCAUGAGGCAUUCCCCGAAGCCACGUUGGUCCUUUGCGUGUUUCACCUCCUUCGGGCCAUGUGGAGACUACUGUGGAGCAGCUCAAAUGAGGUUCCCAAGCAGCACCGGGCCCUCCUCCUAAAGUCCUUCAGAGAUCUGGUGUAUGCUUCAACACCAGCGGCACUCACGGAAGUCUACACCAGGCUGAUGGAGGACCAUAUUGCUUCACAGCACCCAAAGUUUGUGCAACACCUGCAGGAGGUUUUCAAGCGGCGAGAGGAGUGGGCCAUCUGCCUGCAGGCACAACUGCCCACCAGGGGGAACCAUAUCAACAGCUAUGUGGAAAGUGCCAUGGGGGUGGUAAAAGAGAAGGUUCUCCACCGACUGAAGUCCUACAAUGUGACGCAGUUGGUGAACUUUGUCGUCACAAGGAUGGAGGCACAUUACAUCCGCCGCCUCACAGACAUCGCCAACAACCGGCUACAGACUCCUCUUAAGAAAAUGUUGAAAAUAAAGGAUCUCGGGAGACACUCCAUUGUGCAGGAAGAUCAAGACAACUACAUCGUGACAAACUCAUCAAAUGCCACAGUGUCCUACCAUGUUGACGUGGCCAUCGGUUGCUGCACGUGCCCAGCAGGGAUUAUGGGUGGACACUGUAAGCAUCAAAGUGCGGUUGCCAGGAUGUUUGGACAUACUGACAGCUUCUCGCAUUGCUUGUCACCAGAAACACGGAAGCUGUGCUAUCAGAUUGCCACAGGGAAGGACGUUCCAGAAGAUGGUUCCGGACGGUUUCCGACAAUAGUGCUGAAAAACACAUCUCCGUGUGAAAGAGCUGCACAAGUUCCCACAAGUGAAAUAUACUGCUGUCCUGACACAGACACUGAUGCUGAUAUCAUGCAACAGCCAAUGGAGUCAUCACUGAUCCAAACGCAACCAAAUGCAUCAGUGGAGACAGAUUCCGGUGAAGUGCACCUCAAGGAAAGGCUGAACAGCAUAUUCCUGGACAUCAACAAGAAGCUGGACAACCCUGAUUUCACUCAUUCCAUCACUUCAUUUGUUGAGACUUAUGAAAACAUCAAAACAGACAGUGCCAUGAUUUCAGCUCUCUCCUCAUUUGGAAAGUCUCUCCAAACAAAGGCCAGAGGGUGCAAAAGACAGUUGCCCUACCUUCAAACCUCUGCACAAAUUGGAGUGCAGCUGCCUGCUGUGUUGAGCAACAAAACGUCUUUGGAUGGAGGGAGGGUCCUGAACAGUGGACAACCACCGAAGCUGUUAAGAACGGAGCAUCUCUAUGGAAGAACUGGGACAAACCCAAGUGCUCAGAUUCAUUCAGUUGUGCACUGUGUGGAGGAAAGCAUGUGCCUUGGGGGGAUCAACUAAUAAGUCCCCACCCUACCCAGAGGUUGGCCACUGGGCCUCAGUGCACUUGAUCGUCCCCUCCCUGUUUGUACAUAGUGGUCCAUAGUUCCUCAUACAGAUCUAUACACAGCUACAGCUCUCAUGUUCGACUGUAAAUCCCUGCUAUCAAUGACCUGUUCCUCUUGUCCGAAAUGAGUCAGGACACAUCCAACAUUUGUGUUUUUGUCACAGCUGAAUUUACUGUCUGUUGGAAACUGGAUACCAACAAACCUACAAAAGUGAGCAACAUUGUCAUCACUAUUGAUAAUUGUUUAGUUUGACUUAUGUAGUUGAGUGUAUUUUAACUGAUAACUGAUGAUGCUGGAAGAUCACUGAGUCUGCACAGAUUGUCAGUCUGCUGGACAGUGGCUGCUGUAGCCAAUAAUUUAUUUGGUCAUAAUCCAGUUAUUAAAAAUAUUAUUAAAAUUAAAUAAUGACAAAUUUGCUCUCUCUUCCUAUAGCGGCUGUGUCAAACACACUGCUGUCUGACAUUUCAUGCAGGUCAGUCAAGCAAAUAUGGCUGGCUUUCACCUUUGAAAAGGCUGUCACAGAUAAGUAAACCACCGCAAGGUUUAGGAUCCCAAAUCAGUUUAUUGCACAACUUAUAGUACCAGUAACAAUCACUGCCUCAUUUUGGCAUGUCAAAAUGUUAUUCUGACUAGUUAAAAUGUGGAUUAAAGAAAUCUGUGAUUUACAGAUAUCUUUAAUUAUGGAUAUCAGUAAAUAUCUGGCGAGUGUGCCGACCACCAUCUACUGUAGGGUCAGAAGGUCUGUCAGGUAAAAUAAAAACUGGAACAAUGACAUCUUUUUUCAAAACUAUUUAUUUCAAAAUGCCUGUCUAACAUUCAAUAAAUCCUUUUUUGUUUUUUAAA